Molecule: messenger RNA, 1820 nt
Organism: Penaeus indicus
Lineage: Eukaryota; Metazoa; Arthropoda; Malacostraca; Decapoda; Penaeidae
Exons: 5
Coding region: 270-1139 (289 amino acids)
Source: RefSeq, a predicted model, not a curated record
CAUGGGAGAGUAGAGUAGUGCAUCCUGUGCUCCGUAAAGUUUGACAACGUGUUCCAGGGGGGGAAAACGUUCCAUAGUUUCGAACUAAAUUUUAGUUACUAACUUUUCGGAAGUGGUUAGAAGAGAUUAGCUAUUCCUCUUCAGGGAGGAUAUGGACGCAAAGAGUCAGUGCUUUAGAUGAAGUAGUAUGAAAUGAACAAUUGCAGAAAAUUAUAAUAUUUGUUUUUAAGAGUCAACAAGUGUUAUUUAUUUCGAAGUUUAUUAUCGACAUGGAGGCCAAAUAUUUGAUGAAUACGCUUAUUCUCCUGGUCACAGUCAUCACGCAUGACGUGGUGGGCGGUCUGCACAUCACCAAUGUGGGCGUGUCGACCCCCCUUGCCGUGGGCGAAAGCGGCUGGCUGGAGUGCGAGUGGGCGGACGACGGCGACAGCAUCUACGCCCUCAAGUGGUACCUCGGCCUCGACGAGUUCUACCGCUGGACGCCCGCGGAAGACCCGCCCGUGAAGACAUUCAAGAUCCGCGGCGAGCCCCUGCGGGUGGACGCGUCGGCCUCGCACAAGGGCCGCGUCCGCAUCCAGGCCGUGACGCUGGCGGCGGCCGGCGUGUUCCGCUGCGAGGUGUCCGCCGAGGCCCCGUCCUUCCACACCGAGUCGCACGUCACCUACCUGACCGUCGUCGACCUUCCUGACGAGAAACCGAGGAUCAGCGUCCCACAGGACACGUAUCAGCUGGAAGAGGUCGUGGCGCUGAACUGUUCCUCGCCCCGUUCACAACCUCCUGCCGAGCUCACUUUCUACGUCAACGGAGAGCAGGCUGACCCAUCGUGGCUUAUCCCCCACAACGCCAUCUCCGAGGAAUCCAACAGCCAGCACCCACCAGGACUCCAGACGGCGAUGCUGGGCCUGAGAUUCACCCUCUGGCCUCGUCUCCUUCGCCGGGGGUCGGUCGUGGUGAAGUGCACGGCGUCCAUCCUCAAUCUGUACUGGGAUAGUAGCGAGGUGGUGAUCCAUGCGGACCAGCCGUACCACGCGUCCAUUAUGGAGGGGAGAGCAGCGUCGUCUGCGGCUGUGGAAGGAUCCGUGACGUCACUGAGCCAAACGCUCUUUGUCCUUAUCUCCACGUGUUGGCUCCUUCAUUAGUCCACGCCCACACCUACGCCCACGCCCACGCCCACGCCCACGCCCACGCCCCAUGGCAUCCGUCAAACGCCCGUGUGAAGGAGGGUCAUUGAACACGUAGCGAAUGUCAGCUGUUAUUUGACUUGACUUAUAUAGGCCGAGCUUAGAAAUGAGAGAAUUUAUUUAUUAUUCGAUUUAUUAUCAAAAUGUGUUCAUUAUUAUCUGCAUUAUCGUGGUUAUUAUUAUUGUAAUGAUUGUUAUUAUUGUAUGUUUUUUUAUUAUUAUUAUUAUUUAUUGGUACUAUAGGAAUUACAUCUUUUUUUACUAUUAUUAGUAACAUUAUCAUUAUCAUCAUCGUCAUCUUCAUCAUUAUCGAAAUCAUUUUCAUUUCCAUUAACAUUGUCAGUCAUCAUCAUCAUUAUCAGGUAUAAUUACCUAGUUAAUUAUUAAUCAUUGUCAUUAUCAGUCACCAUUAUGGUCAUGAUUAUCAGUCACAAUCACUAAAGGUAAAAUAAUUAUCGCCAUUACAAAUUUCCUUCAUUAUGUAAGCAUUUUCAUUAUUAUUUUCAGUGUUAUUACCACACUACCUUUUUACAUAAGAACAGUAUAUUAGCUUAUCCUCUAUUGAUAAUAUUUAGUGAUGUAUUAAUCACUAAAGCUGUGUAACAGAAAGACCAAACCAGUAAGUGAUUCAAAGUGUGA